UUGCCGACCGUCGUAUAGAAUACAUAGGCAAAACAGCGUUAGUACAGUCCGCUCUCUAUCACGGUCUAAUGCUAAUCAUGUUGAUGCCUCUAUCGCUCCGCAAUUGAUUCCGUUUCGCGUUUCCAGUUUUUGUUCCAGUCGACGAAGACGAUUUGUGUCGCAAGUGUGGUAAAAUGUUAAGUGGCGUUGCUGUUUUUCAUGUGAUCGUGCCGUUUUUCCUGUGCUUUCCCGCCGUCCUAUCGUAUUAUUUUAAUGAUAACCAGCCCACUUAUCUGACCGGUGCGGUCGGCGAUUAUGUGAUCUUCAACUGUGAGAUCGACUUCCCUCAGGAGAUACCCAUUCCCUACAAACUCAUCUGGAGGAAAGGAGGUGAAGUUAUUUAUUCGUGGCGAGAUGGAAUCGUGACGGAAUCCGACGAUUACGUAGGUAGGAUAAAUCUUCUAAACAGAGGCUUCCACAACUUCCAACAGUAUGGAAAGGCAUCCAUCAACUUAACCUCCAUCCGAGAAUCGGAUGCUGGAUGGUUCGAAUGCAAGAUCAUCUACCCCAACAGAAAUCCCAGCAGUCGUAACAAUGGAACGUGGUUUCACCUCACAGUUAGCGGUGGAAAUCUGUUGGCUGUGCCUCCGAUAAACAAAACAGUCUUGGAAGGGGAGGAGGCGCAGUUCGAUUGUCUGGCAAAAGACCUGACGGUUAAAAUAAAAUGGUUUAAGGACAAUAUUCCUCUUGAGGAGUACCACGAUCUCAUGCAAAGAUCUUGGAUAACCAAAGACAACACCCUUGUCAUUCAUCCCACUGAUUUAGGCGACUAUGGCGAGUAUGAGUGCGAAGCCUCCAAUGACAUUGGAGAAAAACAGCUCACCAGAGCCUUCCUCAACGUUCAAUACAAAGCGAAGGUUAUAUACGCACCUCCAGAAAUCUAUUUACCAUUUGGAAGGCCAGCUUUGAUAGACUGUCACUUCAGAGCAAAUCCACCCUUAACCAACUUAAGAUGGGAAAAAGAUGGCUUUUUAUUCGAUCCUUACAACAUUCAAGGUGUGUUUUACAGACGAAAUGGUAGUUUGUAUUUCAAUAAAGUUGAUGAAACACACAACGGAAAGUAUACUUGUACACCAUACAAUGACUUAGGGACUCAAGGUCCGUCACCAAUUAUGCACGUGAUGGUACAAAGGCCUCCGGUUUUCGUGCACACUCCGCACAAUUUAUAUCUGAAGAAAUUGGGGGAAACUGUUGAGAUGCCUUGUGAUGCUACUGAUGGUGACAAUGGACACAAACCAAUAAUCGUUUGGUACAGAAAAGAUGGGCAGUCUCUUCCUGUGGGCAGAUACUCAAUAAAAGACGGCAACUUAACAAUAGUAGAUAUCGAAGAACAUGAUCGAGGAUUAUAUCAGUGUUCUGCCACGAAUAAAGCAGCGACAAUAACGGCAGAAACUGAACUGUUGGUGGAGAAUAUUCCAUCAAGUGCACCAUACAAUUUAUCAGCAGUUUCUAGUCCAUAUUCAGUGCAUAUUAGUUGGUUGGCUGGAAGACAACGAGCGAACAUUGACUUUAGCGUUUGGUACAAAGCUGUUGAUCAAACUGAAUGGAAGACGUAUCCUGUUCCGAACAUCAGGACUUUGGAGGCCACCAUUACAAAUUUGAAACCUGAAACUGAAUAUGAAUUUAUGGUACUGUGUAAAGACGAUAAUGGUGACGGAUUGUUUAGUAAAUCGCUUCGUAUUUGGACGAAAAACGCAGAUGGGGAAACAGAAACGUUCAAAAGCACCGGAUUUCCUCCAAUUGGUUAUCCUAGAAAUGUGACGGUUAGUAGUCAAAAUGAUGGACUUUUGGUAACCUGGGAACGUCCUGAAUAUGGCAUGGAACAUUUGAAGAAGUAUGUUGUGAGAUGGAGUCAAGGUCCUGAUGAAUAUAUAUUUGGAUCCGAUGAAACAACUGAUACAAGUUAUUUGAUAACGAAUCUUCUGGAGGGAAACGAAUACGAUAUACAAGUAGUAGCAAUUUCUUUAGACGAUCAACAGGCGGUGUCAGAAAAAGUCACAGCUAUUUUUCCUGGCUAUAAAAGUAUAAAAGCAGUGUCGACUGGCAUCAUUGCAGGAUUGGCUUUUCUUACAGCCGCAUUUCUAGCUGUUUUUUACUACAAGAGGCGAUUUGUUAAGAACGACAACAGUAAUUAUAAACAAAAUGUAAAAAUGUGAAGUCGAAGAUUUUUAUUGGCGACAAACUGAUGUAAAUAUGUAUAGUUUAAGAAUUUAGAGACUGCCUUAAAUUGUUCAAGACGUAGAAUUAGAUUUGAUAUGUCUUGAAUAUUUGUAUUUAUGUUAGUUUGUCAUAUAUUUUUUAAUUUAUUUAACAAAUAUAAAGCUUACUUUGGACUGUACACUUACCGAAAAUAUAUACAAGUAUUUUUAUAACUUUGUAAAUAUUAUAGUUAGUCUCCUUAUAGUACUAUGUAAAAAAUAUUUAACAAAAUAAAUUUUAUUUAAAUCUA
Molecule: messenger RNA, 2488 nt
Organism: Aethina tumida (small hive beetle)
Lineage: Eukaryota; Metazoa; Arthropoda; Insecta; Coleoptera; Nitidulidae
Product: protein borderless
Exons: 8
Coding region: 174-2195 (673 amino acids)
Molecular function (GO): protein binding
Source: RefSeq, a predicted model, not a curated record